AUGAUUUCCAAAAGUUCCUACCAACAUAAGUAUUUCAACAUAGCUUUGAGUAAAAUGAAUUUUGUUAGAAGCUGUGAAUUUCAUCCAAACUAAAUGUGGAAGAGUUAUUGAGGACCUAGUUUGAAUUGGUGUUGCCUAUUACAUCAAUAAUAAUCCAUAAGCCAAUUUUUUAGUAUUUAUGAAUUAUCUAUAAUUUAAUUAGGACUACACAAAAUAUAGACCUCAUUUAACCGAGAUUUGUAAUCAGAUACAAAUCUGUGCUAUAAAUAGGCUUCUUUGAGGUUACAAGGUGCUAAUUAGGCUUCUUAUUGCUAUUAGAAUAUAAUGCUUACACAAAGGAAAUUUGAUCAGCUCUUAUUAUAUUAUUAUCAUAUUUGA
Molecule: messenger RNA, 378 nt
Organism: Paramecium octaurelia
Lineage: Eukaryota; Ciliophora; Oligohymenophorea; Peniculida; Parameciidae
Source: the annotation of a GenBank genome assembly